Messenger RNA from Mollisia scopiformis, 726 nucleotides. RefSeq lists its product as uncharacterized. The transcript is spliced from 3 exons. The record is from RefSeq and is a predicted model, not a curated record. Lineage: Eukaryota; Fungi; Ascomycota; Leotiomycetes; Helotiales; Mollisiaceae. The coding region runs from base 1 to 726 and encodes 241 amino acids.
AUGAAUAACAACCAUUCAAGAAGAGUUUCUGGAGGCGCUAGAAUCCCACAGGAGGUGUUAACCCUCAUAUUCACUUCGCUAGUCGAAGCAUACGAGCCGACCUGCCUGCUCAUUGAGCCAGCCGACGAUUCCACAGACGAUCUUCGCUUGCGAUCCUUGCGUCGAAACGUACCUGCAGUUCUUCACGUCUCACGAGAAGCGCGAGGGAUUGGCCUGCGAAGGUACCGAUUAGCCUUCGGUGCUGUAGACGGUCGACCACAGUUCUUCGACUUCGGACGAGAUACUCUGUACGUUAACUCUAGACUCCUCUACCAAGGUAGAUUGAGUCUUUGGGUGGCUGCUCACGCAGCCAUUGUGCAGGACCUCGUAGAAAUCCAAGAACUAGCCGUCUACAUAGCUCCAGACCCACGUUCAUUAAGAGCUGGCGAGUGGAUCUUCAACCUCGGCCGGUUUUUCCAACAAGAUAACUGGCGAAGAAGCUUCGAAAGGUCUUUCGUUGCAAGUUCGCAUCUCCCUCUCGUAAUGGGUAGCUCGUCAUCCAGCGAGGCAAGAUUCCCUACCAUACAAAAUAUUGCUUUCAAAGGGAGUUUAGAGCCAUCCGGCGAGACGAUGCCUAGAGUCAUAUGUUUAGUAGAUAUCUAUAACACGCAUUCCUUAACUGAAUACAAAUAUCGUGGGUGGCUCGAAGCGGACUUAGGAAUGAUCAAUGAUCGAGUUUCAGAGUGA